CCACUACCGUCAUCACCUCAUAUUCUCGCCGUCCGUUAAAUUUUGUAUCUCAUUUUUCUUCCCGGCGAGACACGUCAUCCCUAAAACCCUAAACCCUAAUUCUCUCUUUCAAAAUCCCCCCAAAUCAUUAAACCCUAAUUUUCAAUUGGAAAGGUAUGAGAAAUCACGCGCCUAAAUCACGUAAAGCUAAAAUACAGAACCGUUUAUCCGAAGUUCAAGAAAUUGAGCUUCUAGAAGCAUGGAUAGAAUCGGGUAAACCCGAAUCCGGUUCAAACCCGUUAUCAUUUGACCCAUUACCACAUAAAGCUCCAGUUGGACGCUUACCUGAUGGUUCAUUCUCUAAGUAUACUGGUUGUGAUAGUUUUAGCCAAUUGCCUGUUUCUAAGAAAACUAAAGAUGGGUUAACUCAGUGUAAAUAUAAAACUAUGACUGAUAUUCAAAGGGCUUCGAUCCCACAUUCUCUUUGUGGGAGAGAUAUUCUUGGCGCCGCGAAAACUGGUUCAGGAAAGACAUUGGCUUUUGUUAUUCCGGUGCUAGAGAAAUUGUAUAAAGCUCGAUGGGGACCAGAGGACGGUGUUGGAUGCAUCAUAAUGUCUCCCACAAGGGAGUUAGCAGGUCAACUUUUUGAAGUACUUAAAUCUGUUGGGAAGCAUCAUGGAUUUAGUGCUGGCCUUCUGAUUGGUGGCCGCAAAGAUGUCGACGCCGAAAAAGAGCAUGUUAAUGGGCUGAACAUCCUGGUCUGCACCCCUGGCCGGCUUCUUCAGCAUAUGGAUGAGACACCAAAUUUUGAUUGUUCACAACUUCAGGUUUUAGUUCUUGAUGAAGCAGAUCGUAUUCUUGAUGUGGGGUUUAAGAAGGACUUGAAUGCAAUCAUUUCACAAUUGCCUAAACAUAGGCAGACCUUAUUGUUUUCAGCAACCCAGACGAAGUCCGUUCAAGAUCUGGCAAGGCUCAGUCUGAAAGAUCCUGAAUAUUUGGGUGUACACGAGGAGUCUGAUACUGCAACUCCCAACCGCUUGCAACAAACAGCAAUGCUUGUUCCUCUUGAUAAGAAAUUGGACAUGUUAUGGAGUUUUAUAAAGGCACAUCUUAAUUCAAGGAUAUUGGUUUUCUUAUCAAGCUGCAAGCAGGUAAAAUUUGUUUUUGAAACUUUCAAAAAACUCCGUCCUGGGAUUCCACUCAAAUGUCUUCAUGGGAGGAUGAAGCAAGAUAGAAGGAUGGGAAUUUACUCCCAAUUUUGUGAACAACGUUCUGUUCUGUUCUCCACUGAUGUUGCUUCGAGGGGGCUUGAUUUUAAUAAGGCGGUUGAUUGGGUUGUCCAGGUGGACUGUCCUGAAGAUUGUGCUGCUUACAUACACAGAGUUGGCCGCACUGCUCGUUACCUUUCAGGGGGAAGAUCUGUUUUAUUCGUGAUGCCAUCUGAAAUGAAAAUGCUUGAAAAGUUGGAAGAGAAAAAGAUACCCCUUCGAGUUAUCAAGGCAAAUGAAAAGAGGAUACAGUCUGUCUCUGGCCUACUUGCUUCUUUAUUGGUCAAGUACCCUGAGCUACAGCAUCUGGCUCAAAGGGCUUUUGUGACAUAUUUGAAGUCCAUACACAAACAGAGAGAUAAAGAGAUUUUUGAUGUUACAAAACUUCCAAUUGAUGAAUACUCUGCUUCAUUGGGUCUUCCUAUGACCCCCAAAAUCCGAUUUCUGAAACAGAAACUCAAAGGGAAGACAGUGUCUGAAGCAUUAUCUCUCAUACCAGAGGACACGAGCAAUGAGAAUUUGUUGGAAUUUCCAGUUAAGAAGCUAGAUACAGGUAAAUCAGAUGUAGAGGAAGUGGAGGAAGAAGACCUCCUUCUAGCUAAGGAGACACAAGAAGCCGGAGAAAAGAUUAACAGCAAAGGAGAUGAUAUGCUGGCCACUAGAGUUACGAAGAAAAAGAAACUAAAGAUCAAUGUCCACAGACCAGUCGGGACAAGGGUUGUGUUUGACGAGGAAGGGAACACUUUACCUCCUCUUGCAAGAUUAGCAGCCACAAGCAGUGAUGCUGACUCUGUUCAGCUUAACAAAGAAAAAGUAAACCAGAGAUAUGCUGAGUUGAGAAAGAACUUGAAGGUGGCCGACAAGGAAGACAAGGAUUUGGACAAGAAACGUCGCAAAGAAAAACGAAUCAAGGAGAAGAUGAAGUCUAAGAGAGGGAGAGAGGAGGAAGAAGAACAAGAUGAAGACGUGUCUGGGUCAGACACGGAAAUCCCGCGAGGUAGAGUUGACAAGAAAACGAAGAUCUAUUUCGACAGUGAUGAUGAAGAUGGCGAGAGGACAGCGGACAAGGCUAAAGAGGGUAUUGCUGCUGAUUCCAUAUCUUUGGCAGAGCAGGAAGAACUGGCUCUGAAGCUGCUAAAUUCCAUGCACUCUUAAUGGAACAGAAUUUUGAUAGCUGUAGUUAAUACUGUUCUUAGCAUCAAUGCUGUUAAGAGUAACCUUGAAUAGUUCCAAUGGUAGAAAUUAUUGGGUCACUUACAGGGCAACAUGAAAUGAUUUUGGUUUAUAUAUAGUUGCUUUCUUGCACAACUUAAAGAAAAUGUAAUGUUUUUGUGCUUGAAAGAUUAAAGAGACUGUUUUUGUUGUGGUUUUCAA
Molecule: messenger RNA, 2621 nt
Organism: Lycium barbarum (goji berry)
Lineage: Eukaryota; Viridiplantae; Streptophyta; Magnoliopsida; Solanales; Solanaceae
Product: DEAD-box ATP-dependent RNA helicase 32
Exons: 8
Coding region: 156-2402 (748 amino acids)
Biological process (GO): rRNA processing
Cellular component (GO): nucleus
Molecular function (GO): nucleic acid binding; RNA helicase activity; ATP binding
Source: RefSeq, a predicted model, not a curated record